Molecule: messenger RNA, 333 nt
Organism: Rhizopus microsporus ATCC 52813
Lineage: Eukaryota; Fungi; Mucoromycota; Mucoromycetes; Mucorales; Rhizopodaceae
Exons: 1
Coding region: 1-333 (110 amino acids)
Source: RefSeq, a predicted model, not a curated record
AUGAAUCUUUUACAGUCUUUACCGGGUGCAUGGAUCGAGGAAGAAGAACAAGUAGAAGAACUGAAAAAGAGUCAAGAUGAUAUUGAACUAUUAAAACAGACGAUUGAGACACUCAAAAAAGAAAAGGAAAAAUUGGAAGAGACAAAUCAUAUUGUGAAAAAGAGUAUUCAGAUCGUAGCUGAAAAGAGGUUACUAGCUGAACAAGCUAAAUCAGAUAGAAAACUAUUAAAGAGUGAAGACUAUAUUAUCGUUGCCAAGGAUGAGCGUAUACCAACACAGGAAGAGCUAAGGGCUGCUGGCAUCGAAGGCUGGGAGUGGAUCUCUACCUAUUAA